AUGGCCAAACAAAAGUACCUGGGCCUGAGUGGCACCCAGCUCCAAAUUGCGAUCGGCCUUUUAGCUGGCAUGGACUUUCUACUUUUUGGGUACGACCAAGGUGUGACGGGUGGCUUGCUCACGCUGGAAUCAUUCCGAAAGUACUUCCCUACCAUUGAUACCACAGCAGCCGGUACAAGGGGCUUGACAGCUGCGCAAAAGAGCGCUCAGUCGACUCGUCAGGGUAUCACUGUGGCGUCCUACAACUUGGGCUGCUUCGCCGGCUCCAUUCCGACCAUCUGGAUCGGUAACAUGCUCGGUCGCCGCAAGGCGAUCUUCCUCGGUUCUUUCAUCAUGGUGAUUGGCGCAAUCUUGCAGUGCGCCUCGUAUGGACUGGCUCAAUUCGUCGUUGGUCGUUUGGUCACUGGGUUCGGCAAUGGCAUCAACACCUCUACGGUUCCCACGUGGCAGUCCGAGUGCUGCAAGUCUCAUCGUCGUGGCCAGAUGGUCAUGAUUGAAGGUGCCAUGAUCACUUUUGGAAUCAUGAUCAGUUACUGGAUCGAUUUUGGAUUCUUAUUCACAGAUCCCAGUGAGGUGGCAUGGCGAUUUCCCCUGGCAUUCCAGAUCUUCUUCGCUCUGAUUAUUCUUAGUUUCGUGAUGUUCUUGCCCGAGUCGCCUCGUUGGCUGAUUCUCAAGGGUCGCGAAGACGAGGCUCGGGACGUGCUUGCGGUUCUUUCCGGUCACGACGCUGAUGAGACGUACCUUGAAACCGAAUUCAUCGCGAUCAAGACUACCGUGCUGGAAAUGGCCAAGGGUUCCUUCAGUGACAUGUUCACGAUGGGCAAAGAUCGUCACUUCCACCGGACCAUGCUGGCCUAUGUCAACCAGUGUUUCCAGCAAAUUUCCGGCAUUAACUUGAUCACCUACUAUAUCCCUACACUGCUCCAGAACCAAGUCGGACUCACUCCCACAUUGUCUCGACUGAUUGCGGCGUGCAACGGGACAGAGUAUUUCCUUGCCUCCUGGGUGGCCGUGUUCACAGUGGAGAAGUUUGGGCGCCGGACGCUGAUGAUCUUUGGCGCCGCUGGCAUGUCACUGUCAAUGGUCGUCCUGGCCAUCACCGACAGCAUUUCUGCAGCUCAUCCCCAGACUCCCCUCGGAACUCGCGCGGGUAUCGCACAGGCUGUCUUCCUCUUUGUCUUCAAUACCUUCUUUGCCAUUGGUUGGCUCGGAAUGACUUGGCUCUAUCCCGCCGAGAUUGUGCCAUUGAAGAUCCGCGCCCCUGCCAACGCCUUGUCCACAUCGUCAAACUGGAUCUUCAACUUUAUGGUCGUGAUGAUCACGCCUGUUGCAUUCAACAAUAUUGGAUACAAAACCUAUAUCAUUUUCGCGGUCAUUAACGCCGCGAUCGUCCCAUCAGUCUACUUCUUCUUCCCAGAGACCACCUGUCGAUCUCUGGAGGAAAUGGACCGCAUCUUCUGGAAGACGCGAAACAUCUUUGAAUGUGUCAAGAUCGCUCGCGAAGAACCGCACAUGUACGGCCGCAAGGGUGAACUACUGCGUACCCUGUCCGACGUGGAGGAUGACGCCACUCACCGCGCCAGCGCGCAAAUAGAAGGGUCGAGAAAGUCCACCAAGCAGCAUCACGAGCAUCUUGAGGACGGCUCAGGCUCGAGCGAUAGUCCUGUCGAAAAGGAGAAAUGA
Messenger RNA from Penicillium diatomitis, 1683 nucleotides. RefSeq lists its product as uncharacterized. Gene Ontology annotation, molecular function: carbohydrate:proton symporter activity. The record is from RefSeq and is a predicted model, not a curated record. Gene Ontology annotation, biological process: carbohydrate transport; transmembrane transport. NCBI's taxonomy places the organism in Eukaryota, Fungi, Ascomycota, Eurotiomycetes, Eurotiales, Aspergillaceae. The transcript is spliced from 2 exons. Gene Ontology annotation, cellular component: membrane. The coding region runs from base 1 to 1683 and encodes 560 amino acids.